AUGAAUUCCAGCGGAAAAGUCAACAGACCGGAUUCGUAUCCCAAGGCCAAGACCCCUCUCAUCCCACCGCGGCGACCUCGGUUCCCAAAUAUUAAAGACCUGCAAGAUCAGGCUGCUGCGUUAAAUGUUACCGAUACUACACCGCUUGAUAUUCUCUUGCCAACGGCCGCCGAUGCAAUCGAAAAGGCCAGGAGCCUUGCAGAUGACGACUACAACGACAAAGCCUACGUCCAGUACCUUCGCGCCUCCGAAAUUACUAUCAAUCUGAUCCCCCAUCAUCCAGACUAUCGAACCGCCAGCCAACGCCCUGAUUGGUACAAGGAGUUCGCCGAUCUAUUGAAGGCGGUGCGGUCCAAACAAGGCACUAUGGAUGCGAUCAAGCGGGACAUCAUCGAGGAUAAUUUGGUCAGUGGCAUGCAGCCAACCGGUAUCUUUACAUCCAGAUCCCCAGAACAACCCCCGGCUACGCCACGGGGCCGUGAGAAUCGAGAGUCUGGGACAAACUUCGCUAGAAUGCCAAGUCCAACUCAGUAUCAAAGAAUGUCCGAGGCAGAGGCACAUUCGCAAAGAUUUUCCAGUCCUCCAGAUGACAUGCUUGCGCAACGUUUUGCCAAACUCAAGGCGUCUUCUUCUCCGCCUUCUAACCAGUAUGGGUUGGGAGCAAGUACUGCUGGGCCGGGAAGCCCGAUUGUAGGAUCUGCAGGGCAGACCCCACUUCAUCCGUCGACCGUACCCCUGGGGACCUACAGCUCCCCACCGCCAAGACGACCAUUGGGACCUCGCGGCAUGGCAUCUUCAUCUAACGUGCCGACCCUUCCACCGAAGCUUCCGCUUAACACGUCGUUACCACGUGCUCCGGACCCGGCUUAUAGCCCUGUCUUCACCGUGCCAUCAAAGCCCACAUCAAACCCACCUAGACGGUCAACCGAGAGCACACGCUCAGGCAAUCUAAGAUACUCACAAUUCAGCAACUCGCCACGUGUCAGUCCAACCCGGGGAGGCUUGGAUGACAAUCCGUAUAGAUCUCUCACGCCCAAUGGGUUGAAUUCGGCGCGAGAGACGCGAAGCAACUCACCCGAUUUGCCGUACAGCACAACCAUAACUGCACAGAGCCUCCUUGAAAAUCUGCGGAAAUUCAAUGUGUUGCUGAUCGAUGUUCGAACCCGAGACCAGUACGAUAACGGUCACGUAUAUGCCAAGUCUAUCAUUUGCAUAGAACCUGUGAUUCUGAAAGAGAAUGUGUCAGCGGAAGAACUAGAGGAGCGACUCGUUAUUUCACCGGAGCAUGAGCAGGCCUUAUUUGAGAAACGGAACGAAUACGACCUUGUGGUUUACUAUGACCAAAGCGCCGAUUCAGUCAGCUAUCUUGCUGGCUCGCCAGUGGGGACAUCAGCACCCCAUCUGCGGGCUCUUCAUGAUACACUUUACGAGUUCAAUGCAUACAAGCCGUUGAAGGCUGGGCGGCCUCCGGCUCUCCUGCUUGGUGGAUUGGAUGCCUGGAUCGAUCUUUUAGGGCAGCAAUCCCUUGCAACAUCCUCAACCGCUGCCGUCAUGAGUUCUCUGCAGGCCAGAAAGCCCGUGCUUAGACCUGGCCGGCCCCUCGGGAGAGUGCCCACCAUGGCUAGUGCGAAUUCAAGCCUUGAAAUUCGGAAGAGACGACUUCGCGAGUUCACCCCUUUGAAUUCGAAGGAAUUGUCCGAGUGGAUGGAGAAAUCUAAAGUCGAGGAGAUUGACCCGAGCACCUAUGCUGAGGAAGAUGCGCUGACGGAAGAACCUGAGGAGACGGGACCAGAACCUCCAAGUCCAUUUGUUCAGACAUAUGAGGCUUUCUUGCGUCGUUUCCCUGAACCGCACGAUGUUCCACAGUCCAUGACACAGGUGGAUUCCCGUCCUCCCCUGCCGCAGCUCCGAAUUAUGCUGCACACAUGUCAGUGGCACCCUCUCGACCACCCCCCGCUGUGCCUCGACCCAGCUAUAGUGGCGUCUCCGAUGGACGGCAGAUCCAGCCUCAUUUGCAACGACAGAAUUCUGCAAAUCGGACAGCCUUAUAUGCCCCAAGCUCUCGCCUAG
Molecule: messenger RNA, 2070 nt
Organism: Penicillium mononematosum
Lineage: Eukaryota; Fungi; Ascomycota; Eurotiomycetes; Eurotiales; Aspergillaceae
Product: putative ubiquitin C-terminal hydrolase
Exons: 2
Coding region: 1-2070 (689 amino acids)
Source: RefSeq, a predicted model, not a curated record